Messenger RNA from Rhinichthys klamathensis goyatoka, 2336 nucleotides. RefSeq names its product crystal protein. Gene Ontology annotation, molecular function: cholinesterase activity. Bases 33 to 2072 code for a protein of 679 amino acids. Lineage: Eukaryota; Metazoa; Chordata; Actinopteri; Cypriniformes; Leuciscidae. The transcript has 8 exons. The record is from RefSeq and is a predicted model, not a curated record.
UCUGAAUCUACACCUCAGUUUGAAAGGCCAUCAUGAUGUCGUCUGCUACUAUAAUGAUUGUGGUAACGUUACUUUCAAUGAUGCCAAUUGUUAGAGGAACACAAGAAAGUGAAACUCAACAAAAGACCUUCUAUGUACACACAACUGGGACUCGGACCAUGAUGUUUAACAUCCCAAAUACUGAACAAAAUGAAGUACAUGAGAGCUUGGAUGAUGUUUUUCUAGGUGAGUCUUUAAACUCGCUCAAGAGUCUAGAAUUAUAUGCUAGUACUGAUGAUUUUUCAAGAAACACUGUGGCUGAAUCGAGUGAUAUGCAUUCAGCAGCUGAUUCCAUAACAACCAGAACUGCAUGCAAUGAAAGUAAUUUUGAAGAUGAUAAUAUUGUACACAAGGAGCCUGAGAUGGAUAUUGAAGACUUGAAUAAGGUGCGAUGUGAUGGUGAAUGCAUCAUUAAUUCGUUGGAUAACAGCUUUGAUGGCCUGGAUGAUACUGCUAGUGAAGAUCCAGUGGUCACCACACAUCUCGGGCAAGUUCGAGGCCGUACUUUGGACAAAGCUCACGUGUUUUAUGGCAUUCCGUUUGCUGACCCUCCUGUGGGAGAUAAACGCUGGACUCCUCCUUCACCCUUGUCACCUUGGUCGUACAUGUAUGAUGCCACAUUUCCCCGUCCCGCGUGCAUGCAGAUGUGUGCUGGGGAGUUCUCUCGGCUGUGUCCUCCUAAGGUUAGUGAGGACUGCCUAUAUCUAAAUGUGUUUGUACCUGUGAGCAUCAACCUGUCGUUGCCGAUAGUAACAGCACUACCAGUGAUGGUGUGGAUUCAUGGCGGUGACUUCAUCGCUGGCUCCGCCUCUAAACCUCUGUACGAUGGCCGCUUCAUCAGUAACUAUAGCAACACAGUGGUUGUAAACAUGGAAUAUCGUCUUGGUGCAUUUGGCUUCUUAGUCACAGGCAAAGAUCCCGAUAGCUCUGCAGUGGGGAAUUAUGGGAUUCUAGACCAGCAGGCAGCAUUGCACUGGGUCCAAGAAAACAUUGCAGCUUUUGGAGGAGACCCAAAUAAGGUUACACUGUUUGGCGAGAGCGCUGGAGCCCAAUCAGUGUGUCUUCAUCUAAUGAUGGAGAGCAGUGAGUCUUUGUUUAGACAUGCAGCCAUUCAGAGUUUACCAUUCUCUUUGCCACUGAAAACCAGAUGGGAUGCUGUGAAACUGGGCUGGGAUUUUGCUAAACAAACUAAUUGCUCAGCAUUUGAUCUGCCCUGCCUGCGCUCUCUCAGUUCACAUGCUGUACUCAACGCCCAGGUUAAAUCAGGUUCUAAGAUCAUCAACCCCUUCCAUUUCCUAGAGGUCUUUGAGACAUGGGGGCCAUUCAUUGAUGGAGAGCUUAUCCAGGAACAGCCAAUCACAGCCUUCCAAACAGGCAACUGGCAGAGUUACAAGCCUGUUAUACUAGGUACAACCUCUGAGGAAGGCGUAGUCUUUGUGUACGGCACUUUCAACCAGUCUGUGUCAGUGCUGGAAUGUUUGCUCUACACUGUUGCUAUUUUUAAGCAACAUGCGUUCAGAAUUCUGCACAAAUACAUUCCUUUCUACCGAAACCAGGACAGACGAGUGAUGCUUUCACAGAUUGUGACAGAUUAUGUGUUUCUGUGUCCGGCUCGAUGGUCUGCUCGUUCUGGAGUAAGAGCUGGCGGAUCUGUUUGGUUGUAUGUAUUUGACCAUGCUCCUUCUGAUCCCAGCAUAUGGGCGGGGCUUCCGUUCUGCUACAAUCACACCUGCCAUGGGGCAGAGCUUCCCUUUCUGUUUGACUCCGGCCCCAGCACAAACUUCACAUUUACACCUCAAGAGAGCCUUCUGGCCAAUCGAAUGGCGUGCUACUGGGGAGCGUUUGCCCACACGGGGGACCCAAACUCUCGAAGUGAACAGACGCACUUUUGCAGAAAGCAGAGGCUUGCUGUUUGGCCACGGUACACGGCUACAGAAGACUGGCCCAUCCUGAACCUGACUCUACAGUCACACCCACAACACGGGGACAGGGACCAUUUCUGUGACUUCUGGGACCAGCUGGACAUCUAUUGAGACACACAAGAUCAUGGCUCUGACCGCAUCUAUCUAAAUCUAAUAUCUAACAAUUUUGACAAACCUUUGACUCUACUCAUACAUAUAUAAUCAGUGACAGGGCCAGUACUAUAUUAACAAGAUGUUAUUUUUAAAGUACAUUACCAUGCAUGUAACAAGAUGUUAUUUUUAAAGUACAAGUCUCUUAUCCUCACCAAGGCUGAAUUUAUUUGAUUAUUUGAUACAGUAAAAACAAUGAUAUUGUGAAAUAUAUUAUUACAAUGC